UAUAAAUAGUGAGCCGAAGCGACCAGACCAUAAUAUAGGCUAGCUGUAAUUUUUUUAAAAACUUGUACAAAAUUGUAAAAAAAAAGUAAUUAAUUAAUUAAUUAACAUGGAUGGAAAAUUAUUACUCACCGUGUGUGUGGUACUGGUCUUGUCGUGUUACGUGCAUGCUCAACGAGGGUCAGGAAGGGUUCGGGGAGGCAACAGACAAAGACGUCCCAUAACUCCACCAGAGGGCGACAGGUACACGUGGUCACGUGACCUUGGUGAUGGCGUCUCAGUGGAAGAGGCCGCCUUUGUGCCAAACGAUACCAACAUUGUGUUACUCCGUUCAUUCGACGACAACCUCAGGGCCCGUAACUACAGCAAAGGGAGCACACUCUACGACUUCACCACACCAGAUGCCCUUGUGGUCAUCGGCAUCUUUGGCCCCUGUUUUGUGACCAACACCAACUUGACCUUCCAAGCCGUGGUGGACGAGCUGGCCGCUAGGAAUGGUUCCAGCGUCAACGCCACCGAGCUGGUGUAUCUGGAUGGCACCAUGGCGCCCCUCUCUCUGCCAGAGACUGAGGCCCUCUUUACCACCAACCCCGCCGUCCGUCGGGCGUGUAGGGACGGUCGGGUGGUCAUCACAGUACCGCUAGGGGCCAACCCAACCCCCUUCACUGGCGAGACCGAAAACGUCGUCGUCUCCGUCCUUGACGCCGCCAUCAGCAUCACCAUCCAACAACGACCCCGUAGGAACUUCUUCCCCGGGCAAGGCUUCGGUCGCCCCGCCUUCCCCAACCAACGAUUCCCCGGUCAAAACCCACCCCCCUUCCCCGGUCAAAACCCAUCUCCCUUUCCCGGUCAAAGCCUUCCCCCUUUCCGUGGACAAAACCCACCCCCUUUUCCCGGACAGAACCCCAGAUUCCCCGGACAGAGCCUCGCACCUUUCCCCGCCGGUCAAGUUAACCCCAGCACCCCAGAAGCCUCUACUGAUUCCACAACUGCCCCCACGACCCCUGUGGUACCCGUUUAAAGACGGCAACACCCCUAGGAUCAACCCCACCCUCGACAGCAACAAAACCAACGAAUUCACUAGAAUCAGCAUUACCACUUCUACUGCCAACUUUCUAUAAAAAACCUGCACCCGACUAGAUGUCUUCAGUGAUGUUCAGUAACGUAACAAUUAAUAUUGCAUCUAAAUAUUUACAAAGAAUAAAUAAAUACAUAAUGUAGAAUGAUAUUGCUGUUUUGUUUUUAUUUACUUCUUUGAAGGUUCAAAUAAACAGUAUAAAUUUUAAUCAA
Molecule: messenger RNA, 1287 nt
Organism: Physella acuta
Lineage: Eukaryota; Metazoa; Mollusca; Gastropoda; Physidae
Source: RefSeq, a predicted model, not a curated record